Messenger RNA from Botrytis deweyae, 1845 nucleotides. RefSeq lists its product as uncharacterized. NCBI's taxonomy places the organism in Eukaryota, Fungi, Ascomycota, Leotiomycetes, Helotiales, Sclerotiniaceae. The record is from RefSeq and is a predicted model, not a curated record. Gene Ontology annotation, cellular component: plasma membrane. The transcript is spliced from 8 exons. The coding region runs from base 1 to 1845 and encodes 614 amino acids. Gene Ontology annotation, biological process: transmembrane transport; monoatomic ion homeostasis; borate transport. Gene Ontology annotation, molecular function: solute:inorganic anion antiporter activity.
AUGCAGAGAUCUAAUGCUACAUCGGUCGACGGCCUUUCGAGUAGCGGACCAGAUUGCUCGGCAGGCGACAUGGCGACCGCAAAGCUACCCACCGAAGAGAAAACGUCCUUCAAUUCACAGCAACAAAACUCGGAUUCAUUUCAACACUUGGACAAUUACCGAUUCGAUGGUUUAACGGGAUGGAGGCGGUUCCGAAUGUUGCGUCCUGGUCUAGGAAUGUAUCAUGAUAUUCGCCGUCGACUACCAUACUACCAAAGUGAUAUUUCAGAUGCUGCAACUUACCGCACUUUUGCGAGUACUGUGAGAAUGUACUUUGUAAACCUGCUUCCUGCCUUAGCCUACACUUUGGAUAUGAGCCGCCGAACUGGCGGUUUCUACGGGAUCAACGAAGCACUUUUCUCAUCCGCUCUUGCGGCAAUGGUGUUCAGUACCAUUGCCGCUCAGCCAUUGACUAUCGUUGGUAUCACCGGUUUGAUCUCAUUGUUCAAUUACACUAUAUACGACAUCAUAAAGAUGUACGAUGUCUCUAUAUAUCCUCAGUUUAUGGCAUGGACCGCUAUUUGGGCUGCAAUCUGGCAUUGGCUAGUCGCCAUCUGGAAUCUUUGUGAUUACAUGCGUUAUGUCACCGAUUUCUCUAGCGAAGCCUUUGGCAUGUAUGUUGGCAUUAUCUAUAUGAUUAAGGGGGUUGAGGAGCUGGUCAGCUUGUUUGAUUCAUACGGAAGCAUCGAUGGAUAUCUGAGCUGUGUUAUUGCAAUCCUAUAUUUUGGCACCGUAUAUGCCUUGGAGAAAAUUGGCCGUGGAACGCUGGCAAAGCCAUGGGCUCGAGGAAUACUUGCUGACUAUGCAUACCCUAUUGCUACCAUCUUUUGGGUUGGAUUUUCACACAUUCCAGGAACAAUCAAAAGAGCAAAUAUCAGUGUCUUACCCAUCAGUCGCUCUUUCUAUCCGACGCAGCCUCGAAAUUGGCUUAUUGAUUUCUGGAAUCUCGAUGCGAAAUGGGUCUUUGCAGCUAUGCCCUUUGGAUUCCUGGUUAUGCUUUUAUUCUAUUACGAUCAUAACGUCAGUAGUUUGACUGCACAAGCAAAGCAAUUCCCUCUCAAGAAACCAGGCGGCUUUCACUGGGACUUUUUCCUGCUCGGCUGCACAACAUUUAUUGCAGGGAUCCUAGGUAUACCGCUUCCAAAUGGCCUCGUGCCACAAGCACCUGUACACACAGAAUCACUCACAGUCUACGAAACCGAGGUAAAAAUUAUCGUUACCGAAGAAGGCUCGGAUAACGAAAUCCGUCGCCCAAUCGUCAGAGCCGCGAGUGUAGUUGAGCAGCGCGUUUCGCAUUUCUUGAUGGGUCUCGGCAUCAUUGGCACCAUGACUGGACCCCUCCUAAUCGUGCUGCACACGAUGCCACGAGCACUAUUUAGUGGUGUUUUCUUUGUUGUCGGUUGGGGUUCAAUUGAGACCAACGGCAUAACGCAGAAGCUACUAUUUCUCUUCACUGAACGUCGCUUCAUUCAGAAAGGGGAACCUCUUCUACGAGUCAAAAGGAGCAAGAUUUGGCUCUAUUUACUGUGUCAAAUCGUUGGUGUAGCUGCCCCAGUAGCAAUCUCACUAACUAUUGCUGCAAUUGGCUUUCCAAUCCUAGUCUGCAUUCUCAUUCCCUUCCGAUGGGCCGUAAUGCCACGCUUCUUUACUGUCGCAGAGCUCGAGGUCAUGGACGAUCUAACAGCCAAUAACAAAGUCGUUCUGGCAAGUUUAGGCGGUGCACCGAAGCUUACCGAGAAACCGACGCCUGGGGAGUAUAAUUUAGAGGGAAGAUCUAAUGAAAGGAUGAGCGGGAUAACAAGAUAG